Molecule: messenger RNA, 2181 nt
Organism: Lingula anatina
Lineage: Eukaryota; Metazoa; Brachiopoda; Lingulata; Lingulida; Lingulidae
Source: RefSeq, a predicted model, not a curated record
AUCGUGAAGCAAACUACAACCAAAAAUAAAAACGGACCAUACUCGUGACCCAAUGACGUCAUUCAUAAGCAUCGAGCGAGGAAACAGAAACAACGUUCAGCAAGUAGCAGAUUUUCUCCAAAAUGUCACAAAUGCCCAGUGCUCCUCCACCAGAUGGAGGUGAAAAACCACCUGCUUACGAGUCCUUACAAGGUGCUCCACCACCUCAGAAUUAUCCAGGAUAUCCUCCUAACCAGCCACCUAAAUAUGGCCCUGGAGCUGGUGCCUAUCCUGGGUAUCAACAGGGCUACCCUCCUGCAGCAAAUUACCCAACAGCGGGUGCUUACCAGCCAGCCCCAGGGGGCUAUCAGCCAGCCCCAGGGGGCUACCAGCCACACUACCAACAGCCACAAGCAGUGCCAGUACAACAGAAUGUAGUGGUAGUGGGAGGAUGCCCAGCUUGCAGGGUUGGUGUACUUGAAGAUGAUUUCACGUGCUUGGGUGUAUUGUGUGCAAUCCUGUUUUUUCCCAUUGGAAUUCUGUGCUGUUUAGCAAUGAGACAGAGAAGGUGUCCCAAUUGUGGAGCUGUCUUUGGAUAAGCUGAAUUAACAACAGAAAACACUACACAUGUGAUUUUUUUCUUUUGAUCUACCUGUGCAUCAGCAGGUCUGAAUCCAUGGGUUUUGAAAUCUGAUAGAAAAAUGAAUGCCAGAUAAAUGACCUGUAAAACCAUUGGAUUGAAAUGUCUAAAUUAUUUCACUGGAAGAGCAUACUUUAUGGCUGUCUUCUGAGACUAAGUACAAAAUCAUUAUGGUUUUCAACUGCAUAUCAACAGAAAUCUGGAGAUUUUACUUAUUUUCCUUUGUAGUUUUGCAUGGAUUUUUACACAAAAUAACCAUACUAAAAUAUGUAGUCUAUGCAGGAUUACAAAGAGGGGGCAAACUUGAAUAUUAGGAAUAUUUUUGGCAUUGCAAUGCAGUUGAAAAAGAUUUGAACUUCCUUUUUCAUGCAGGACAUAAGAUGUAAUAAUAUUUUGGGGAUAGAUUUUACUUAUCAUUAGUGUUUGUAUUCAAUUAUUUAAUCUAGGAAUGAUUAGCUGAUUGACUGAACUGUUAAUUUCAUUUCUUAGAAGUCUUGUGCUGUUACACUAAAAAAGUCAUCUGGUUAAUACUAUACUUCUGUUUAUGAAAUAUUUGUGUAGAUAUUUUAAGCUCUUAUUUUCUGACACGGGAUUUGCUUCUUAACAAAACGAAAAUAUAAACAAAUUGGGGGUGGUAAAUAUGUAAACUGCUUUAAUGCAUUUUAUUAACAAAAGGCUAAUGUUGUUAGUUUAAUUACACGAGAAAUUAUUUAUUAAGAUGAUUUUUGAAAAAAAUAUUUUUUUACAUACAGCAGGUGUUCAAUUGUAUAGCUUGUAAUUGGCUGCUUCACAAAGAAAGAAAUGCAUUUAUUCUUAUGUAACAAAACAUCCAAGAAGACUUAUAUGAAAUAAUCAUUCCAGAUCUGAAAUGUAUUAAAAGGAAAGUGUUGCAUCAAUUUAAGGGACGCAGUCAUUUUUGUUUUUGGUAUUUUUCAUCCAAAUAGUAUUUUAGAAGCUGUCACUGAAUAGUUGAACCUAUCCAUCUGUAAAUUUAGUAUUCCAUAUUUUCUUUUCAUUGAAUGGUCUUGUGUAAAUACAAUCAUAUUCACUCAGUAUAUCUUUUGAAUUGAAUGAGUUGUGUAUUGGUUGGGUUGGAAAGGUUUAGUUGUGACGUGAAACGCUGAAGGAGAGGACAAUAUUUUACCAAUGGCUUUUGAUUUAAAGAUGUUUAAUAUGACCAAAAUUUAGACUUCUGACUGAAGGUGCCUUUCUUUGAAAUCAAAAGCAUUAUCUUCUCUACAAAGUUUGAUGUUGUGAUUGAGCCGUUUUUCCGACCAGAGACCGGAGGAGAAUUAUGCUGAACGCAUUAUGUUGGUUGAUAUACCAUGGAGAAGGGGGAGCUUCGCAAUAUUUUCUAUUUGCUAGACGGGCUAGAGGGCACUUGGGUAAAUUCUUGUUUUUUUUCCAUACCACAGUUUGACGCACUCGUGUAUAACAUUUUAUUAAGUUUUUCUCGAUGGAACGUUUUUCCACAUCCUAAAGAUGGAAAAGAAGCUAUGAGUAUGAGAAUUAAAAGAUUGCGAAGAUUUUAUUAAAACCAAUAAACUUACGUCGUAAACAUA